UUGCUGAAAAUUUGCCAUAGGAGACAAGCCUAUUUCUAAGAGUUUCGACUCAUCCAAUCAGACAAAAGGCUGAGGAAAGGGGAGGCAUUUAUCAAGUUACACGGAGGACUCCAUCUGUUAUCUUAGACCUUUGUUACCAAGUGACACAAGAGGAGGUACUCAAGGCAGUUUCAAAGAGUUUUAUUUUACAGAUUCUUAGUCCAAAGAUUUCAAAUUAGAGAGAAGUAAAAGCGAAAAAGGAGAAAAGCCAACUAAGUGUGAUGCAGAAGCCUUCUUCCUGGCAUACUACUGACAUUUAACCUGGCCAGAGCCUCCGGUGAUGAUGAAGUUGCCUUUUCAGCUGGGUUCUGUCUGUUCAGCCUCUGUAAUAAAUGCUGUCAAAGGGACAGUCACUUCUCGUCACUCACAAAGGUCUUGGUUUUGAACCUCACCCUCACAAAAGCCACUUCUCAUUAUGCCAAACCAACAGAAGAAAGUCAUUUUUUGCAUGGCCGGGGUAUUGAGCUUCGUGUGUGCCCUUGGAGUUGUGACAGCCCUGGGGACACCGUUAUGGAUCAAAGCCACCUUCUUCUGCAAAACGGGGGCUCUGCUAGUCAACGCCUCAGGGCAGGAGCUGGACAAGUUCAUGGGUGAGGUCCAGUACGGGCUUUUCCAUGGAGAGGGCGUGAGGCAGUGUGGAUUAGGAGCAAGGCCCUUUCGGUUCUCAUUUUUCCCAGAUCUGCUCAAAGCAAUCCCUGUGAGCAUCCACGUCAACGUCAUCCUCUUCUCCCUGAUUCUGGUCCUCCUGACCAUGGUGGGCACAGCCUUCUUCAUGUACAAUGCUUUCGGCAAGCCUUUCGAGUCUCUGCAUGGUCCACUGGGGUUGUACCUUCUGAGCUUCAUUUCAGGCUCCUGUGGCUGUCUUGUCAUGAUUCUGUUUGCCUCUGAAGUGAAGAUUCACCACCUCUCAGAAAAAAUUGCAAAUUAUAAAGAAGGGACUUAUGCCUACAGAACACAAACUGAAAAAUACACCACCUCAUUCUGGGUCGUGUUCAUUUGCUUUUUUGUUCAUUUUUUGAACGGGCUCCUCAUACGACUUGCUGGAUUUCAGUUCCCUUUUGUAAAAUCAAAAGACACAGAGACGACGAAUGUAGCUGCAGAUCUAAUGUACUGAAAAGCAGACGUUUCUGCAGUUUUCCAAGGCAGUGAGUGGACUUGCUUUGGUCACUUGGAUAUGGUUCAUUUUGUCCACCUUUUAAAUGCCCUAAUUAAAGCAUCCAAACCCUCGGUGAUCAUGUUUACACACUAUGCACUAAGGACACAGGCUGGAAAGUAAAGGGAGCAGAAGGAAGGCUUUCGAAGGCUGUGCUUCCUGGUGGGAAAUGACUUCACCCGGGGUUGUCAAGGCAGUCGACUGGAAUGGACAGAUUCUUGCUCCAUACACACAGCAACAUGCACAAUGCCUUUCCAUCCUGGAGGAAUCAGAAGGCACGGGGAAUAUAUUUUAAUACGAACAAAUACUAUUUCUGAUCUACCCACACAUUUGUUGCUACAGACACCAGAAAAGAAAGCUACAAUAACUUUUUUUAAAUGAUAGUGCAUUAAACGAGCUUUUUUAAAAAAAGUUUAUUUAAAGCACAGUCUUACUAUCUAUGCCUGUUGAUUAUAAUUUACAAACCUCUAAAAGUAAAAAUAAGAAAAACAAAGCUAAGGGUAUUUUCUCUCCUGUGCCUAUGACCCCACUGCAUUCACACAGUGCAUACAAGGGAAAGAACUGUGAGGCCCACUGAAGAAUCAUGAAAAAUGAGUUUUCCUAGUGAACUUGAUACAAAAUGACACAUUGGGGCUGCUGCUUCCUACUUCAGCAUCUUGAGCACUAAUUCCCAAUUAUGAAAAUUAUAUUAUACUCUGGGAUUAUGAUGGUAAUGCUUUGUCCUCUUGGUUUCUGGUCUAGCGGUGGCAAAGCAUGACCCAGGUCAAUUCCCCGCCCCUCGAUUUAGCCAUGAAAUUGAUCUGUGGCUGACCAACUGAGCCUGAAACCAACUCUCCCUCUCUCCUCAACCUCCUGGCCUCAAAAAAGCACACAGAAAGAAGCGGAGAAUGACAGAACACAUCACCAGCCCCCUCACCAUUGUUGCUCAAUACUCACUGCUCACUCCAGAAUUUUGAAAGUGCUUGUUUAAAAAAAAAA
Molecule: messenger RNA, 2170 nt
Organism: Phyllostomus discolor (pale spear-nosed bat)
Lineage: Eukaryota; Metazoa; Chordata; Mammalia; Chiroptera; Phyllostomidae
Gene: CLRN1
Product: clarin 1
Exons: 3
Coding region: 455-1153 (232 amino acids)
Biological process (GO): sensory perception of sound; equilibrioception
Source: RefSeq, a predicted model, not a curated record